Neoarius graeffei (lesser salmon catfish) is the source of this 2844-nucleotide messenger RNA. It is a transcript of the gene tacc3, whose product is annotated as transforming, acidic coiled-coil containing protein 3. Gene Ontology annotation, biological process: cerebral cortex development; cell population proliferation; mitotic spindle organization. Bases 118 to 2754 code for a protein of 878 amino acids. Gene Ontology annotation, cellular component: cytoplasm. The transcript is spliced from 16 exons. The record is from RefSeq and is a predicted model, not a curated record. Lineage: Eukaryota; Metazoa; Chordata; Actinopteri; Siluriformes; Ariidae.
CCUCAAAACAGACAGAGACAGUCGGGAGAGCGCACGAGCUCGACGCAGCGGUGCAUUUCUGUUGAUUUUGGGAUUUAAAAGAAAACGAAUAUAAUUUUUUUUAAAUAUAAACUGAGUAUGAACUCGGAGGUGGUGAACGAUGAGAAUCGGGGCACUCUGCCUGUAUACAAACACGUCCCGUCUGAAUCAGCUGCUGACAUUUUCGCUCUGGAUCAGCCCACCGGCAGGCCGUCCAUCCUGAGACAGUCUCAGGCCGAGAACGUUAAUAAAAACCUUCCUAAAGGAGUGAAGGUUUGCUUCCAGACUCCACUCAGAGACCCAGUCACCAAGAAGAUCAUGUCUCCAAGUCGUGUUGGCACAAUGGCUGCUCUCGAUGACUGCACUAAUGCGCUGGAGUCUCUCACGCUCAAGUCACCCUCUCCACACAGUGCUUCCACCCUUCCAGUUGAUGUUCCAGUGAAAACGUCCACUUCCUUUCCUGAUGAUGACAUGCCCAUUCAGAGCAGAGGAGGCUAUGCCAUCGACUUUGACAACCUGGACUUCAUGAAUCCCUUCCAGAGCUCCAGUAAAAUGAUCCCCUCUCCCACCAAACCUGCUGUGCUGCAGUCUAACACUCUGACGGAACCGGAACCGCCCGCCUCAUCACCUGCACCUGACGAACUGGAAAAGGUGAUGGAAAAAAACGACAUUGCUCUGGAUGAGACUCUUCCUUUUAUCCCGUCUGUAGAGAAUUCCCUGGCAGACCUUUCUACAGAUGGUGCUUCCACAGACAGCACGGUGAUCAUUGAGCCAAGGAAAACGGCGCUCACAGAUCACAGCAUCGACGAUACCGUGAACGUAGAAGUUCCUGAACCGGUUCCUGUAGUUAAGGAAGCUGUAACAGAGUCGCCUUUACUCCCAAAAGGAUCCUACCAGAUUGAUUUCGAUGACCUUGACUCUGUGAACCCUUUCAAAACUGGUGGCUCAAAAAUCCAGAACUCUCCUCCUGUCUCCAGGAAGUCACCCAUCUGCAGUUCAGUACCGUUGGAAGCUGAGGAGGUUGGCUCAGGAGUGAAGGCUAGCGAGAUGCUAAGUGAGCAGGAAGAUAAACCGUCCACCACAGAGAAGCCCAUUAUUACAGAGGUGAACACAGACACUGCUCCCUCAGUUGCGCCCCCGAAAGAGGUUCCUGUGGUGUUGGAGUUCAACUUUGAUGAUGGUGCUGAAGUUAAACGUAAACCUCCUCCCAAGCGCCUCGGCUUAAAGCCUCCACUUUCCAAAUCGAAAACCAAAACUACAAAACCAGCAUCUGCUCCAGCCGAGAAGAAAAGUGCAGAAAUCGAACCCAAGUCAUGUGACUCGGCAGUGGAAAUUCCUCCAGCGAGAGGUGCUUACACUAUUGACUUGAAUCAACUGGAUGAUCCAAGCUUUAACCCGUUUGGUACGAAGGCCAAAAUGGGCAGUUCUCCUCCUCGUGAUGCUCCAGUGGUGAGUGAAGGCUCUAAGGUUCCAGAACAGGUGGAGAAGCAGGAAAAUGCUGAGGAGACGCAUACUCACAGUUCUCCUGCCUCUGAAGUGGAAAAUGCUGCAGAAGCUGAACCUUUUUUCACUAAGGCUGCAGCAGAACCUGAGCCCUUACAGGUUGCUGAAACCCCUCAGCCCUGCGUUCCGGUUCUUCCAAAGCCACAGAAGAUGGAGGAGCCGGCUUUGCCCUGCGCGCUGAUCCAGAGCAUGGGGCUGGACAUGACCGCAGCCGAUGAGGAGUUUGUUCCUGGCUCCAUGUUCAUGCCGAGUGACCUGGAUGGACAGAUUGACUAUUUGGAGCAGUUUGGAUCCAGCACUUUUAAGGAAUCCGCUCUCCGUAAGCAGUCCCUCUAUCUGAAGUUUGACCCUCUGUUGAAGGAGAGCCCAAAGAAAGCUUCAGCAGACAGCUCAAGCUCUGGGUUCACUCUUCCUCGUCCCUCUUUGGCGAUCCGGAUGAUGGAGGCUGCGAGGUCAGAGGUCAGGCAGAAAUCUCAGCAGGAAAGCACAAAGUUGCUGGAAGACUUUCCUCCACUGGUGGAGUCUCCGGUGGUUCAGGACCCCACUGUGCUGGACCUGCUGGUGCCAACACUGAAGCAGACCCAGAAGAGUGAGGACGUCAUUGUGGACAUGCUGAAGUACACGCAGAGGGACCUGGACACUGCUCUGGAAAAGGCCCGAGAACAGGCAGAGGCGAGAGAAGCGGAUCUGAAGGCUCAGAUUGAGACGAUGACUCUGGAUAAUCAACACAUGGCGAUGAUCGUGUCUGAGUACGAGGCAUUUAUUUCUCAGAUCACAGCCGAGCACAAGCAGAAGGACGAGCUGGCGCAGGCCGAGCUGAGCAGAGUGCUUCAGGAGAAACAGCAGCUGGCUAAAGAGCUCAGCGACAUGGAGCGCUCCUUCUCCGACGUCGUCAAGCGCCUGGACCGGCGUAAAGAAAUCAUCGACGGCUUCAAGAAGAACGAGGAGACGCUGAAACAGUGCACUCAGAGCUACUUGGCCAAACUGCAGAAAGAGGAGCAGCGUUAUCAGAUGCUCAAAACUCAUGCCGAGGAGAAAAUUGAGCAGGCAAAUAAGCAGAUAGCGGAGGUGCGCAGCAAGCUGGGAGCUGAGGUUUCUGCUCUGCAGGUGCAGCUCAGGAGAGAGCAGCUCAAAGUGCAGUCACUGGAGAAGAACCUGGAGCAGAAGGUGAAGGAGGUGGAGGACGUCACCAGGCUGUGUGAUGAGCUGAUUGUGAAAGUGCAGCAGCACUGAGCUGCUUCUUUAUUCAUGUCUGUGUUUGUGUGGGUCUGUUUGUUGUUUGUCUUGCUCUGGUUGACUUAAAAUAAAGACUUUUACUGUGCA